GACAGUGAUCUUCAGUGGACAGUGAAGUGCUCGACACCCGCGUCAGACCACCGCUUCCCGACCAUGUCCGACUCGGGGGACGAUUCGUGCGAGGACCACAACGGCACGUCCAACUCGCUGAACCAUCGGACGCCGCCGAACUGCGCCCGGUGCCGCAACCACGGGCUCCAGAUUGGGCUGAAGGCCCACAAACGGUACUGCAAGUACCGCCACUGCAACUGCGAAAAGUGCUCCCUGACGGCCGAGCGGCAACGAGUUAUGGCCAUGCAGUGUGCCCUGCGCCGCGCCCAAACCCAGGACGAGCGGUUUCUCAACGAAGGCGAGGUGCCACCCGAGCCGGUACCGAGAUCGUUCGAUUGCGACUCCUCCACCGGAUCGAUGGCAUCCUCACCGGAAACAUCCAGCAUGGUGGGGUCCAGCAUGGGGUCCCCGGGAAUCCCGCACCAUCCGGCCGAGACGCAGCAACUCGAAGAAGACGAGCUGGUUAAGCGAGCCCAGUGGCUGCUGGAGAAACUGAGUUACCCCUGGGAGAUGAUGCCCCUUAUGUACGUCAUAGUGAAAAACGCGGACGGUGAUGUACGAAAGGCGCACCAGCAGAUCGACGAAGGUCAGUUCGCGGUCAACGAAUAUUCACGAUUGCACAAUUUGAACAUGUUUGAUGGCGUGGAGUUGCGCAUCGAUCCAGUCUUACCGGCCGCGACAGCCAGAACGGCAGACGGACAGAACAGAAGGCGUUCUCGGUACCCUAACGAUGCUUAA
Messenger RNA from Anopheles cruzii, 759 nucleotides. Its product is annotated as protein doublesex-like. The record is from RefSeq and is a predicted model, not a curated record. Gene Ontology annotation, molecular function: DNA-binding transcription factor activity, RNA polymerase II-specific; RNA polymerase II cis-regulatory region sequence-specific DNA binding. Gene Ontology annotation, biological process: sex differentiation; regulation of transcription by RNA polymerase II. Gene Ontology annotation, cellular component: nucleus. Lineage: Eukaryota; Metazoa; Arthropoda; Insecta; Diptera; Culicidae. The transcript is spliced from 4 exons. The coding region runs from base 64 to 759 and encodes 231 amino acids.